Molecule: messenger RNA, 2501 nt
Organism: Chenopodium quinoa (quinoa)
Lineage: Eukaryota; Viridiplantae; Streptophyta; Magnoliopsida; Caryophyllales; Amaranthaceae
Exons: 1
Coding region: 617-2221 (534 amino acids)
Source: RefSeq, a predicted model, not a curated record
AACCGACUACCGGCUAGUAAUGUCAAAACCGUAAAUUUACAAAACCUCAAUGGGCAAUAAAUCAAGCUCUCACGUUUCCAACUCAUCACGCGUCACCACCGAAACUUCCGGUAAUCCUGCCACUUUUUCUCUCUCCUCCAUUUUCCUCCUUUUAAUCCCUUCUUUAUCUUUCUCUCUCCAUUUUUUCUUCCUCACUCAACUCCAUACUUCCAGAGUAAGCUAACCAACUCCAUUAUUCUUUUUCUCCCAAAAACAAAAAAAUAAAAAAAUAAAUCAAAUGUCAAUACAGUUUCUUUACGUAUGAGAGAGAGAAAAACUCCGGCGUAAAACCACCAUGAUUUCCCGAUUUACCCCUGAUUUCCCGGUAUAUCCCCUCUUUUCUUCGCCGUCUUCCCGCGUUUCUCUCGUCGGUGCUAACCAUACCUCCGCCAGAUUCUGCUCUCGCUAACCUUUUUUUUUUUCUUUUUCUCUCUAAUAAUUCAAAUUUCUUUUUUUUCUGUUAAUUAAACACCAUUUUUUUGUAAUCAGCAAUUGUAAAGCGAGGAAUUCAUCCGUUUUUUUUUUUUUUUUGAAUUUUAUACAAUUUUUUUUGGAUUUUUUUCUGUGGAAAUUUGAUAUGAAGAAGGUUCCACACAGCGCUGAAGCUGUGUUAAUGGAGUUACCGGCGAAGCCGAGCUUUGUACGAAACUUUCUGGUGAAGAUUUUGGUAUUUUGUGUCUUCAUUUUCUGCUUUCGAUUUGCUUACGUUGUCACAAUCCGAGGUGAGUCCUGUGAUGUUGGCGAUUUCUGCUUCUUUUCUAUGCCGGAAUCAUUCAAUUUCGCCGGAACGACGACAAUCGCCGCCUUAUCAUCCGCCGCCGUCGUUUCUACCGAGGCUGUUUCCGUCGAUCGGAAAAACAUCCUAUACACCAGCAAAAACUGGCGGAAAUCCGUUCAAUACUACUCUUCGGUGUUCCAGGAUCUGAUUGCCGAAGGUUUUCUCUCUCCUGAAUCGAAGUCUUUGUGCGUUGAUACGCCGUUAGGGCAGGAGGUGCUCGCAUUAAAGGAGCUCGGAAUUUCCGACGCCGUUGGGGUGGCGAAGACGGCGGCGAAGCCGUUGGUGGUGGCGAUGAAAAACUCCGGCCGCCGUCAACCGUUUGAGAAUAACACCUUCGAUUUCGUGUUCUACGGCGGUGGCGGAAGGAUUGAUAGUUUGAGCAAAUUCGAAGAAAUCGCGGUCGAAAUCGGCCGGACGCUGAAGCCCGAAGGGUAUUUGGUAAUCCACACAAGAACAAAUGAUACAUACAGUUUACAUUCCUUAAUUGCUUUAUUCAAUUGUUGCACAUUUAUUAAAUCCCGUGAAAUUCAAGGUUAUUUUGGUGAUGAUAAUAAUGUUGAUGAUAUUAGUAGUGUUAUGAUUCGUGAGGUUGUGAUGAAGAAGGAAGAAUUUGGUUCAAUUGUGUAUAGUGGUGGUAGUAAGGAAUGCUCGGUUGUGCCGGGGUUUAAGCAGGAGAUUGUUCGAAAAGCCGAGGAAUUGAUACCGGUGGAGCCAUUGAAACCUUGGAUUACACUGAAAAAGAAUAUACAGAAUGUCAAGUAUUUGCCUUCAAUGGUGGAUAUUAGUUUUAAGAGUAGGUAUAUAUAUGUAGAUGUAGGAGCUAGGAGCUAUGGUUCGAGUAUUGGGAGUUGGUUUAAGAAGCAAUACCCGAAACAGAAUAAGACGUUCGAGGUUUAUGCCAUUGAGGCUGAUAAGUCAUUUCAUAAAGAGUAUGAGGCUAAGAAGAAAUGGGUGAAUCUGUUGCCUUAUGCUGCUUGGGUUAAGAAUGAGACCUUGUUUUUCGAGGUUAAUCACGAUCCCAGGGAUGAUCCUGAGGAGAAAGGGAGUAAAGGGCGCGGUAUGGGAAGGAUUAAGCCGGUUCAAUCGCAUGAUGGGGUGUCCCAUGGUGUUGAUCAGAUUGCAGGGUUCGAUUUUGCUGAGUGGUUGAAGGCUACUGUGACUCAGAGAGACUUUGUGGUGAUGAAGAUGGAUGUUGAAGGGACCGAAUUUGAUCUUAUCCCUAGGUUGUUUGAGACCGGGGCAAUUUGCUUGAUCGAUGAGAUCUUCCUGGAGUGCCAUUACAAUCGAUGGCAGAGGUGCUGCCCGGGUGAACGGAGUGCCAAGUAUGAGAAGACGUACGAUCAGUGCUUGGACCUAUUUACUUCCCUCAGAGAGCGUGGUGUUCUUGUUCAUCAAUGGUGGUGAUCUUUGGUAACAGACCAUUCUUGAAUGUCUUUAUUGCUUUUCUUGUAUUUUGUCUAAAAGCUCUGUCUACCAACAAUGCUGUUCAUGUUCUUAUUUUCACAAUUAAUUCUCAGUCAUAGAAGUUGUCUUAGGAUCUUUACUUGCAAAUGAAAAUUACACUUAAUUCAGUUAUACCAUAUUCUUUGAUUUAAUUGUUUCUGUUAAAAUGUAGUUGAUAUAUCCUUAUGCCUGAGGAAUCCUGACUAUAUCUUGGCAAAUAAUACUUUGAUUAUGUAUCUAA